AGUGUCAAUGGGUCUGUGAGAGGGAGGGGGUUAGUGGCUCGUGCCGCCUCCUGCCCUGCCUCGUGUGGCCUGGAGAUUCCGUUAUAUAUUGCUUUGGUUGAACUGUUCGUCUGCACACCGCACUCCACCGUCUCGUCCAGGCAGUGAAGAGGAGGAAGGUCGCGUUGUGGUAGACGGUCGAGUGUCCUGCGCCACCAUGGGCGAGUCAGAGGAGCGCAUUGUGAUGACGCCGCGGGGCAAGACGGCGAACUCCACAACCAUCAUGGUGGAGCGCCGCAAAGUGGUGUCCCAGGAGGGCAAUGUGCAUGUGGGUGGCGGCCAGCACUCCGGCAUCAUCAUCAACAAGGAAGCACGGCCUGAAGACGUGGAGGACACGGCCGCUCACCUGCAGCUGGAGUUCAAGGUGUUCCUAGUCAAUGCUCAGACACAGAAGCACACCCAAGAGAGUCGGCAGCUCAGGUUCUGGUUCCUAAGUCAUGUUCCAGAGAAGGAAAGGAUGAGGAGUGCCCAGGAGUUCUUCAAGGAGUUAGUGGCACCACUGGAGUUUCCUAGAGAUUAUGUUGGGUUUAUAAAGAAGAUAAUGAAGAUGAUGCAGCACAAGUACAAGAUGAUCAGCAAGGUGGAGGUGGAACUCAAGCAGCUGGAAGAGUCCGACAAGCCUCCCACCAGACCCACGAGGGCAGGCGCCGCUCUUUACACAGUGGGCCGCAGUGAGCCAGAUGCAGUGGAGGACCAGACACCCGCGCUGAGUGAAGAGAAGGUGCUGGAGAUGAUUGAGUCAUCAUAUCCUAACCCAAUCACUCUAAAAGAAAUGGCAAAGCGUGCAUCAUCAACAGUGGACCAGGUGAAAGAGUUCAUCGCCAAGCUGGCUGAGAAGGGACUCAUCAAGGCCAUGACGACUGACUGCUACACCAGAGUGGUGCAGAAUGAAACUGAUGUUAAGGUGGUGAGACAGAUGCCCACCAUCACCUCCAAGAAGCAGCCCACCAUUGCCAUCAUCACUGCCCACUACUGUGAGAAGCUUGCUGUCGACACCAUGAUAGAGAACCAGGAGACCUUUGUGCGCUACACCACUGUUGGAGAAAGCAACAUCUACACUCUGGGCAACAUUGGGGCACACAGGGUAGUGUGCACCAAACUUCCUACUGUCGGCCAUGACCGCUCCGCCUCCAUUGCCGCAGGAAAUACCACCACCAGGCUGCUGGGAACCUUCCAAAAGGUGGACCAUGUGUUCCUGGUAGGCACAGCAGGGGGAGUGCCACACUACACAGACUACCACAAGCAUGUCAGGCUUGGAGAUGUGGUGGUGGCAACCCCACCAGCAGGACAGAAAUUCAUCUACAUGUACUGUGAAGAUUCCAAGAUCCUAGAAAAUGGUUCGUAUGAAUUUGAAACCAAGUCCUGGGGACCACCUGACCUCAGCCUGCAGAACAUUGCCUACCAACUACAGCAACAGGGGCUAGAGAAGGAUGGUCCCAUGCCCUGGAUUGAGUACAUGAAGGCAGGUAAUGCCAAGCUGCAGGAGCAAGAGAUGGACUUCUCCCGGCCCAGUGAGUCCACUGACAAGCUGUACAUGAGUAUUGGUGGGUCAGAUGUCAUUGAAGUGUCCCAUCCUCUGCCUCCUGAAGGGAGUGAGAAUGUGAGAGAUCCCACCAAGCCGCGUGUCCACCUGGGUGUCGUGGCAUCCGGCCGCUCUGUGGUUGACAACGACCAGAUGCGCCAGGAUUUUGCCUCCCAACUGUCAGUGGUGGCAUACGACCAGGAGUUUGAUGCUGUGGUUGAGUCAGUGUAUGGCAAUCGCAAAGACCAGUAUGUGUUCAUCAGAGGAAUUUGUGACUACAAGGAUGGGACACACAACAAGGACUGGCAGCCGUAUGCAGCACUGGUGGCAGCGGCAUUCAUGAAGUCAGUGAUCUGUGGGAUGGAGCCACCUGCUGAUGACUAGUUCGCUCACUAAGAUAUCAUCUGGUUAUUGUACAGGGUGGUGCACAAGUUGCCUUACACCACUGAUGAACAAGAAGCAUCAGUCUAUGUAGAGCAACUUAUGUGUUGUCCUGUAUUAAUGUUAUCAAACAAACAAAUUCUAUAAAUGCCAUAGGUAACACAUUGUUGUAUAUUUUUGAAUCAUAUUUUUUUCAUGGUUGAGAUCAGAAUCUCUUGAAUAUUUAUGAUAGUAUAUAUAGAUAAUGUAUACAUAACAGAAAACUAUCUUAAUCUUGUUACAUUAUUUUCUUCUUCAAGAUUGAGUGGAGGAUGCAGUGCACACAGUUUAUAAAUCUCAAAGUUAUUUUCUCAAUUUUCAUCACCAAGCAAGGCAGCACAAAGGAGAGAUUAUCCUGUGCUGGUACCUGUGAUGUAGCAUUAGUGUAGCACAGACCACACACUCUCGGCAGCUGUACGGAGAGUCACUCACAUCUGGUGGUGGAAUGAAUGGUGGAGAAAGAGAGAGGCUCCCGAAUGACUCAGUUCAGUCAGCGUGUGCAGUGCAUCCCUCACCGCCUGGUUAAAGUAUCAGCUGGAAACACACACAUAUCGGAUUUUCCAGGAAUGCCAUGUGCUGUGUAUUGUCCUGUAAAUCUUGUUGCUCUUGUGAGGUCUUAUUUUGUCUGUUCAUAAUAUUCUUUUACAGAUUCUGCUCAAGGAUUUCAUGAGCAUUACAAAUGCUUUAUGUGACACAUUGCAUUUUGUUUGUGAUAAGUCAUUGUAUUCAUGUUCCUCAGGACACUAGCAGAUACAAAGAGGAGUAGAAGAUAUGUAUAGAACUUGCACGCAACAUUGACAAAUACAGUAUUGAGGCUGCACAGUGACAGAUGAGCACCUGAGUCUCACUGAGAUGCUGCUGCUCAGUUGGUUCUCUCAUUCCAGUGCAUUUUGUCUUAAUACAUGCUGGCACAGAGCAGCAUGCAUCUUUUGUCAGCCACUCAUGAGUGAAGUUAUGACACUUGUGAAACAUUGUGGUAAGACUGAUGAAACCUUAAUUUACCAAAUUGAAAGCAAGAUCAUACUGUAAUGUUUCAAGCUAUAAGAGGACUGGUAAGGAAUAUUGGAGGAACAGGAUGACAUGAGCAUAUAUGGUAGUAAGAAAGGAAAGAUUGGAUGCCUGAAUAUUAACAAUGGAUUGAACUUUCCAGUAGUAUUGAAAAUGGAAUUGAAUUAAAAACAAAGUUGAUGCAAAUGGAGAAUGUCCACAACGUUAAAUUGAUUAAAGUACAUAAGGAGAUGGGACAACAUAAGCUCAACUCAAAUCCUGUAUAUUGCAACUAAUUAAAUACAGGAACUCACAGGAACUCACUUGCCUGCCCAGUGAGGAAGACACAUUCACAAGGGAACAAACAUUACAACUUAUGGAACUUUGUGUGACUUAUAAAUGAAGUGCUUCUUUAAAGACAUGUCAAGUAGUUUAUACCAUUAGAAAUGAAAUAGUUUCCACAUUUCAAACACAGACAUCAUUUGCUAGAAUCACAACAACUUGUACACUUCAUGGCACAGCUUUACAUUACAUGCAGAACUAAUGGUUUGUGAGAUACCUUCUGUAUAAUGUGCACCACAAGAUGAUGUUGGUUCCUUUCCAUGAGGAGACAAACACUUAAGUCUUCCCAGCACAAACAGCACCACAUCCACCAAAUAAAACAGCUGUUUUGAAAAUAUGUGCAACUUUGUAUUCUGUGUCCAUGAAUCUUCUUGCUUCAAUAUUUUAAAACCAAUAUAAUGCUUGUGGUAGACCUUGUCCAGUAUCCUUGCACUUCUCUCAGCUUGCUCACCACACAUGAUAGUCCAGUUGCUGCUAGCAUGAUAUCAAUGCAAGACCAAAA
Molecule: messenger RNA, 3812 nt
Organism: Scylla paramamosain (green mud crab)
Lineage: Eukaryota; Metazoa; Arthropoda; Malacostraca; Decapoda; Portunidae
Exons: 15
Coding region: 197-1945 (582 amino acids)
Biological process (GO): nucleoside metabolic process
Molecular function (GO): catalytic activity
Source: RefSeq, a predicted model, not a curated record